AUGGCGGACACGGAUUACAACAGACGGAACAAGGCACCACGACCUCUGUCGGAGGCCGAAAAGGAGCGCCUGGAGGAAUAUAUCGACUCAAUUCACUACUCUCCUCGUUAUUCCGACGAUGACUACGAAUACAGACAUGUUCAACUACCAAAGGCUAUGCUGAAGGCCAUCCCAAAAGAAUAUCAUGAUCCGUCAAAAGGGACCUUGAAAUUGCUCUGGGAAGAAGAAUGGAGAGCGAUAGGUAUUACCCAGAGUCUAGGAUGGGAGCAUUACGAGGUGCACGAACCGGAACCACAUAUCCUCUUGUUCAAGUAAGCUUCCCACCGUUCUGAAACCGAAAAAAAAAGGAAGCAUCCUAACAAUCCCCAGACGCCCGAUCAACUACGUGCCCCCGGCACAAUGAGCCCACCCUCCUCUUUAAAUAGACACUACGGCGUUCAUCAACAGCGGUGCCGCUCGCGGCGGCUCUAGAUUUCAGCACGAAGCGGAGUUCGGAAUUCACAAUCAGCAUAUUUUUUGCAUGCGUGUGCGUCGACGAGUUUUCGACGCCUGACAUCAUGUCCCUCGUCAUCUCGAAAAUGGACUUCCAGCUGACACAUACUGGGUUAUUCUUCGAAUAAGUAUUGUCUUGUGUAUCAAACCAGUGCGUUAAGACGGGUUUUUAUGACAGAUAUUUCUGAAUUCAAUGAUGGAACUAUGCUUAAAGUGCCUUCGGUGAAUCUCCAGUGCUUUGCAUCUGGAUUUGUUGGACUGAUGUCUAUGUGAAUCUCCCGUGGCCUUGGAAAUAUCCGACUUUUAUUGCCUCUGCCUGGACCCUGGCUACGACCCCUCGGAUAAGACUGCUCCCUUUACCUUUCCUUCCCCUGCCCCGGCAACAGCUCACCA
Molecule: messenger RNA, 885 nt
Organism: Pseudogymnoascus verrucosus
Lineage: Eukaryota; Fungi; Ascomycota; Leotiomycetes; Thelebolales; Thelebolaceae
Gene: CKS1
Product: Cyclin-dependent kinases regulatory subunit (Cell division control protein cks1)
Exons: 3
Coding region: 1-315 (104 amino acids)
Biological process (GO): regulation of mitotic cell cycle
Cellular component (GO): SCF ubiquitin ligase complex; cyclin-dependent protein kinase holoenzyme complex
Molecular function (GO): ubiquitin binding; cyclin-dependent protein serine/threonine kinase activator activity; protein kinase binding
Source: RefSeq, a predicted model, not a curated record